CCUCCAUCAGGCUGGGUGAGUGAGGGAGCAGCUUCCAGUCGCUGCCGGUCUGCGCCCCGAACGACCUCCUGCGCUUUAACCGCGUGGAUCCCGGUGUUUUCGUGCGCAAAAGACGCGGCGGACACACGGCGGACGAUGGCGUCUGUUCGCGCGUGCGCGCUGCAAACUACUUAUUGAAAUAACGGACAAUCCAACGACCCAAGAAAGCUUCGUUUUAACAAAACCCCCAAAACAAAACAAAACCCCCCACUUAUAUCGGACUUUUGCGAUCCGCCGCCAGGCCGCCGGACCAGGCGUCUCCGCCGCGCCGCCAUGCGCGCGCUGCUGUCGGCGUGGAUGUGGCUGCUGCUCGGUCUGCUGCCUCCGGAGGUCCAGUCCCGGGCUUCCACGCUGCAGAGUCUCACCCACAGACAGAGGUCUAGUUCGCCCAGAACAUCAAAAUGCCCAAAGUCUGCAAACGCCGCCAUCAUGAUGCCCACUCCAUCUGAUCUGUCUGUUGCCGUUGACAACCACAUCACCGAGGGAGACACGCGUAUCAUCUGGAGGGCCCUGCUGCACAAAGAGCCCCCGCCAAGGCUGUCCGGCGCGUUGCUCGACCGGAGAGACAGCGUGCUGUGGGAAGCGACGGUCCAGCGCCGUGGCUCACGAGGUCGUCGCCACGCCAACGGUGGCGGCGGGAGGGGUCACAGCCAUCUAAUGAGGGUGGGGUGUGUUCUAGGCACCUGUCAGGUUCACAACCUCAGCCACCGUCUCUACCAGCUAGUUGGACAGAGUGGAAGGGAAGACUCGUCCCCCAUUAACCCACGCAGUCCUCACAGCUACGGAUAAUGAGUCUACUAAUGCCUUUAUUGUCAAAUGUUCAGUUUAAAAAAAACGUUCAACUUCCUACUUAUGUUAGAAAACACCAUUGUCUUACUAUGUUAAUAUAUCAUUUAUAUAACCUUCAUUUUAUCCCCAAACACAUUUGCUUUUCCAAUUUUGUACUUUACGGUGUACAGACCUCUUCAAAGAGACAGAGUUAGUCCUCGAUUUAGCAUCUGAUCUCAGCUGCCGUAGAAACCGUAUAAUCACUCUCAUGAUUAAUAAAUUGACCGCCCGGAUCUGGAAAUAAAAAAAAUCCUGGGUUAGUAGAAAAAAAGUGUCCCUGAGCAAGACACCUAACCCCUAAUUGCUCCCCGGGCAAAAUGUAAAAGCCAUGGGUUUGAAGUGUAAUGUAAGUCGCUUUGGAUAAAAGCGUCAGCUAAAUGACCUGUAAUGUAAAAUAUCUGUCAAACUGCCAAUAUCAAUCACAGCAUGCAGGGAACUCACAGGAGGACCCAGAGUCACAGGACAGAGAGCCCAUGAUCAUUGCUUUGCACUUUGAAUCGGCGCCUCAAGAUUUUGCCAAAGGUUUGUACGGCAGCUUGCUGCAUAAACUGCCACCAACAUUUGACAUGUGCUCACUUUUGAGAUCCCCUCGACUGGUGGCUGGUUUUAAACAUUUAACGUACAGGAAACAUUACGUUUCUUUCGCCAUCCGUCUCUGACGUAGUGAUAAAACCACGUUUUCAGAUUGCAUGUUAGGAUUCUGGUGAGUACAACAGUGGAUGCAAUAAUCUACUCUACAAAAAUGAAUUGUAAUAAACUGAAAUUUAACUUACAGCUGUUUAACAGUUCCAUGUAGGGUGCAGUGAAUAUAGUCAUAGGUGCUUUGUUAUUAUACUAUAUAUCUAAACAAGGAAACUGAAUGGGAGAAGCCUCUUUUGUUCUGGCCCACCUGACUAAUGUAAACUACCGUCAUCAGUGUUGAUCCUGCUGAUCUGAACCUACUGGAGCACAGCGCCGAUCCACCACGUCUCCUUAAAUGACCUCCAUCUCCAAACAAGUAGCUUUACUUCAGCUCAAACAGAAACCUAGAAUAACCAGCAUUUAAACCACAUUAAGCCUUCCCCCAAAAGCCCACAGAGAACACAAUUAGCCGGAAUAACCACUAGUCUUAAUCCGUGAUCCGUCUGGAUCGUAUCUUAACAAGGACAACUUUAAUGUUCAGUGUAAGCUGUUAAUCUAUGACGCAUCUUUUUGAUUUGUGCCACUAUUGGGUCCAUUUUUAGACGUAAUUUCCUUUGUAUUGCCUUUCACCUCUCUAAAACAUUCAUCACUGUGAAAGUUCAUUAUCAAAGUGUUAUUUAAAGCUUUAUAAUCUUCUGUUUUUCUGUGUGUAUCAGUUCAUGUAUCAUGUUUAGAAGGAAUAUGUUAUUUAACUUAAGACCAUUUAGCUGUAAAUGUCCCACUUUACUAAAUACUUGUGUGAGCGCUCUUUCAAGGUACAAGUGUGUUUUUGUACAAAAUAUGUGUUGCUUUCAUCUAAAACGUAGUUGCAGCAUUGUGUAUUAAAACGCCAAUAAAACCUUCACAUGUAUUUUUUCUGUCUAAAA
Gasterosteus aculeatus aculeatus (three-spined stickleback) is the source of this 2414-nucleotide messenger RNA. RefSeq lists its product as uncharacterized. Gene Ontology annotation, biological process: positive regulation of heart rate; adenylate cyclase-activating G protein-coupled receptor signaling pathway; regulation of systemic arterial blood pressure. The record is from RefSeq and is a predicted model, not a curated record. NCBI's taxonomy places the organism in Eukaryota, Metazoa, Chordata, Actinopteri, Perciformes, Gasterosteidae. Gene Ontology annotation, cellular component: extracellular region. Gene Ontology annotation, molecular function: hormone activity.